Myodes glareolus (Bank vole) is the source of this 8893-nucleotide messenger RNA. It is a transcript of the gene Nhs, whose product is annotated as NHS actin remodeling regulator. Lineage: Eukaryota; Metazoa; Chordata; Mammalia; Rodentia; Cricetidae. Gene Ontology annotation, biological process: cell differentiation; lens development in camera-type eye. The record is from RefSeq and is a predicted model, not a curated record.
CACACACACACACACACACACACACACACACACACACCCAUUUAUAUAGGCGGCGGCAGUGGCCAGGGCGGCGGCAACGGGCUCAGGAACGAUGGAGCUGAGCCAGCUGACCCCGGUUGGAAGCAAGUGAGGAGGACCCAAGCACACCCCGAGAUUUCUCUGCCCAGCGCUUGUCAUCUUUCCUAGACAGCCGUGCACCCGGAGGAGGGCAGGUCGGACUAAGCUGUGAAGGAGAGGGUGGAGAAGAGGAGGAGGCCAGGUGAGCAGAAGAGCCCUCGGCGUGUCUGGACAGCCCGGAUCGUUCCUUGCCGGACUCCUGCCCUCUUCUUGCUCAGGUGGGCGCGCCAGGUCCCUAGCUUACAAGGGACACUCAGAGGAGAACGGAAAGUCGCGGCCCGGCUGUGCGGGAUGCCUUUCGCCAAGCGGAUCGUGGAGCCGCAGUGGCUUUGCCGGCAGCGGCGCCCGGCUCUCGGCCCAGAUGAGGACACGAGUGGAGGUAGCGUUGAGCCGCCGCCCCUGCAGCCGCCUGACCGGCGGGAAGAGGCCGAGGCACCGGGGUCAGAGGAGCCUCCCCUUGUGCCCCCUGCGCCUCUCCCACUGCCACCACCUCUGCCGUCUUUGCCGGCGCCGGCCGAGCAGGCUCAGCAGCCACCGGACGAGGCGCGCGAGGCCGGGGAGGAGAGCGUGGCUGGGGUCCCGGAGGCAGCAUCGGCCACGGGCGAAGCGUCCACGGCUGCGGCCGAGGCUAUGCUGCUCAUGCUAGAUCUGUGCGCCGUCAGCAACGCUGCGCUGGCCAGGGUCCUCCGGCAGCUCUCGGACGUGGCCCGGCACGCGUGCAGCCUCUUCCAGGAGCUCGAGAGCGACAUCCAGCUUACUCACCGCCGCGUCUGGGCGCUUCAGGGCAAGCUCGGCAGCGUGCAGCGCGUCCUCAGCACGUUGGACCCCAAGCAGGAGGCAGUGCCUGUCUCAAACUUGGACACCGAGAGUAAACUGAGUACAUACUACCGUGCACCAUGGCACCAGCAGCGGAACAUCUUCCUUCCAGCUACCAGGCCACCCUGUGUGGAGGAGCUGCACCGCCAUGCCAGACAGAGUCUGCAAGCCCUGCGCAGAGAACACCGGAGCCGAAGUGAUCGUCGAGAGCAAAGAGCGGCUGCUCCCCUGUCCAUGGCUGCUCCACCACUGCCAGCCUACCCUCCUGCGCACAGCCAGAGGAGGCGCGAGGCCAAGGACCGCCAUUUCCUGACGUUUAACAGCACCCGCUCGCCCUCCCCCACUGAAUGUUGCCACAUGGCCCCAUGGAGUAGAAAGUCCCACUCUCCAGAGGAUGAAGACACAGAUGUCAUGUUAGGACAGAGACCGAAAAACCCAAUACAUAAUGUCCCCUCUACACUGGACAAGCAGACCAACUGGAACAAAGCGCUACCUCUCCCGACUCCCGAGGAGAAGAUGAAACAGGAUGCUCAAGUGAUUUCUUCUUGCAUUAUUCCCAUCAAUGUCACUGGCGUUGGUUUUGACAGAGAAGCUAGUAUACGCUGUUCUCUUGUUCAUUCACAAUCCGUCCUACAGCGGAGACGAAAAUUGAGGAGAAGGAAAACCAUCUCGGGGAUUCCCAGAAGAGUUCAACAAGAAAUAGAUUCCGAUGAAUCACCCGUGGCCAGGGAAAGGAAUGUGAUUGUGCACACAAACCCAGACCCCUCCAACACUGUCAAUAGGAGGUCCGGAACCAGGGACUCUGAAUGCCAAACUGAAGAUAUUCUGAUUGCUGCCCCAUCCAGAAGGAGAAUUAGAGCUCAAAGGGGUCAAAGCAUUGCAGCUUCCCUUUCUCAUUCUGCUGGCAACAUCUCUGCCCUGGCAGACAAAGGCGAUACCAUGUUUACUCCUGUAGUGAGCAGCCGCACAAGAUCUCGGAGCCUUCCUCGGGAGGGAAAUAGAGGUGGAGAUGCUGAACCCAAAGUUGGUGCUAAACCCUCAGCAUAUGAAGAAGGAGAGCCUUUUGUGGGUGACCAUGAAAGAACCCCUAAUGAUUGUAGUGAAGCUCCAAGCAGCCCAAGUGCACAGGAACACCAGCCUGCUUUGGGCCUGGCCUGCUCUCAGCAUCUUCACAGCCCCCAGCACAAGUUAAGUGAGAGGGGAAGGUCUCGUCUGUCCCGAAUGGCGGCUGACUCUGGAAGCUGUGACAUCUCCUCCAACUCAGACACCUUUGGAAGCCCCAUCCAUUGCAUUUCCACAGCUAGUGUCCUCCUCGGCAGCCACAUGGACCAGAAAGAUGACCACCAGUCGUCCAGUGGUAAUUGGAGUGGGAGCAGCUCCACAUGCCCCUCCCAGACCUCAGAGACAAUCCCUCCUGCAGCUUCUCCUCCCCUCACUGGCUCUUCGCAUUGUGACUCAGAAUUGUCACUGAACACGGCUCCUAAUGCUAACGAGGACACCAGUGUCUUUGUGACAGAACAGUACAACGACCACUUGGAUAAAGUAAGAGGCCACCGGACAAAUUCCUUCACCUCCACUGUUGCAGAUCUGCUGGAUGACCCCAACAACAGCAAUACAAGCGACAGUGAGUGGAAUUAUCUGCACCACCAUCAUGACGCAUCCUGCCGCCAAGAUUUCAGUCCUGAGCGUCCAAAGGCAGAUAGCCUGGGCUGCCCAAGCUUCACAAGCAUGGGCACCUAUGACAGCUUUCUGGAAAAGUCUCCUUCAGACAAAGCAGAUACUAGCUCUCAUUUCUCAGUGGACACAGAAGGGUACUAUACCUCGAUGCACUUUGACUGUGGUCUCAAAGGUAAUAAGAGCUAUGUCUGUCACUAUGCAGGCCUGGGCCCAGAGAAUGGUCAGGGUGUAGGAGUUCCUCCUGGUCUUCCGGACUGUGCCUGGCAAGACUACUUAGACCACAGGAGGCAGGGGAGACCAAGCAUCUCUUUCAGGAAACCAAAGGCAAAGCCAACUCCACCUAAACGUAGCUCAUCAUUGAGAAAGUCCGAUGAAAACACAGAUAUUUCUGAGAAGAAAGAACCAAAGAUAAGUAGUAGUCAGCAUCUGCCUCACAGUUCCAGGGAAAUGAAGCUGCCUCUUGAUUUCUCCAACACGCCUUCUCGAGUGGAAAAUGCCAAUCUGCCUGCAAAGCAGGACUCUCCUUGGAUAAACCAGAGUGAACACGCCGUUAAGGAACCUCAGUUGGAUGCUACAGACAUUUCACCAUUCAAAGACGAAGGUGCUGAAUCAACUCACUAUGCAGACCUCUGGCUUCUAAAUGACUUGAAAACAAAUGAUCCUUACAGAUCCUUAUCUAAUUCAAGCACUGCUACGGGUACCACAGUUAUUGAAUGCAUCAAAUCUCCAGAGAGUUCUGAAUCCCAAACAUCCCAGUCAGAAUCAAGGGCCACCACCCCAUCUCUUCCUUCUGUCGAUAAUGAAUUUAAACUGGCUUCACCAGAAAAGCUGGCUGGCUUAGCAUCUCCAUCAAGUGGCUACUCAAGCCAGUCAGAAACCCCAACCUCCUCUUUCCCGACAGCUUUCUUUUCUGGUCCAUUGUCUCCUGGAGGUAGCAAAAGAAAACCGAAAGUCCCAGAAAGGAAAUCCUCACUACAGCAACCGUCUUUAAAAGAUGGAGCCCUGUCAUUGAAUAAAGAUUUGGAACUCCCGAUUAUACCUCCUACCCAUCUUGACCUAAGUGCUCUUCAUGUUUUGAACAAACCAUUCCACCACCGCCACCCGCUGCAUGCUUUUACUCAUAAACAGAACACAGUCGGAGAUAUGCUUAGGUCAAACCCUCCACCGUCUCUUGCAAUCACACCAACGGUCCUGAAGUCCGUCAACCUUCGGUCUAUCAGUAAGUCUGAGGAAGUUAAGCAAAAGGAGGGCAAUAAUACAGAUCUGCCCUGCUUAGAGGAGAGUCCUGCGGCAGCGGCUUCUGUGACUUCCUUAUCUCCAGGUAAAACAAGGCCACACACAGCAAGGAAAUCAGUAUCGCGCCAGUACUCCGCUGAAGACACCUUCCUGUCCUUUUUAGAUGCCCCUGCAGUUGAAAUGGGGCCAGAGAAGCAUCUGGAAAAGAACCCUACUUUUGAUGUGAAGAAUCACUGCGAUUCAGAAACUGUAACCUCAGCUAGUAGCAAUCCCCCAGAUUCAAGUGUGAUGAAAGACCAAAGACAGCUGGAAAGUGAGCUUAUUCCAGAAAACACACCAAGUAAGAACUGUGGAUAUUCAACGGGAUUUCAGAGGGUGCCUGCUGCACGCCCCAAUGAUUUGGGCAGUAAAAUGAUGCAGUAUGGAGCAGGUCCAGAUGGAGUCCCACAACAAGGACAGAAGGCACCCUCUGGAGUUGGGGAAGAAGGUGUGAAACUGGAAUCUGUGGGUGGAAUCGCACUUCAAGCCAACUCACCAACUAGAGUAACAGACAUAAGCAGUCAACAUAAGCAUCAACGUGCUGUGAGCCGUCACCAUGACAAAGUGCCUGUGACCAUCCGCCAUGAGUCAGAGAUGUCAACUAUAAAUUCAUUCCCUGAAAAAUGUUCUGAGCAGGAAAAUAUUGUGUCAGGUAUUUCACCCAAAAGUGCCUCUGACAACAGCAGAGCAGAGGAGACCCAAGGAAGUAUGGAUGAGACGUCGUUGAAAGAAUCAUCACCGAGCGAUGACACCACCACUUCACCACUCGGUGAGGACUCUCCCGCUGAAGCUGAGGGUGUGUUUGUGUCUCCAAACAAACCUCGAACAACUGAGGAUCUAUUCGCUGUCAUUCACAGAUCCAAGAGGAAAGUACUUGGAAGGAAAGAUUCUGGUGACAUGUCUGUUAGAAGCAAAUCCAGGGCUCCUCUUGGCAGCAGCAGCAGCAGUGCCAGUUCUGUCACUUCACCCGGCAGCAAUGUGACAUCUGGGACUAGCCAGAGGUCUCCUGGUCUCAUCUACCGAAACGCCAAAAAGUCCAACACAUCCAACGAGGAAUUUAAGCUACUGCUUCUCAAGAAAGGCAGUCGCUCUGAUUCUAGUUACCGCAUGUCUGCCACCGAAAUCCUGAAGAGCCCCAUCCUGCCCAAGCCUCCUGGAGAGUUCACUUCAGAGUCCCCACAAAGCCCUGAUGAUACCCACCAGGGCACACCUGGGGCUGAAGCGCUGUCCCCUCUGUCCCCGUGCUCUCCACGAGUCAAUGCAGAAGGGUUUUCCUCGAAAAGCUUUGCCACCUCAGCAUCAUCCCGGGUUGGACGUUCCCGGGCCCCACCUGUGGCCAGCAGCAGCCGCUACAGUGUCCGCUGCAGGCUGUACAGUACGCCAAUGCAGGCCAUCUCCGAGGGAGAGACUGAAAACUCUGACGGGAGCCCACAUGAUGACCGAUCCUCCCAGAGUUCCACAUAGUUUGCCUGAGCCAAGAAGACCUCAGAUGUACAACCCCUUCCUGUUGAACGAAUGGUGUUGAUACCGUAGAGGAACUAACUGGGAGAAGUAGCAACAGGGUGGGGGAAUCGCAUCGUUGUUUGGCAAUGAACUUCUAAAUAUGUGCUGGAGAAACAGAAAGCGAUUGAGUCAUUUCUUUAUUAGUUUUCAUGUUUUAAGUAGCAGUUCUGUCUGUUGUGAUUUUCUUUAGCAUAGUUUGAUUUACCCGAUCUCAUUCCUUGUGAUAAUAAAGAAUACAAAAAUAUCUAACUUUCUUGAAACCUAGACAAGGUUUUCCCAGAGCUGCCUAUUCUGAAAAUAAAGCCCUCACUGUCAUACUUUAAGAAGAUGAAAUUACUCUGGAGGUUUGGUAUUUUUUUACAUUAAAAUGAACUAAAGCAAAAUUUAGAAGAAAGAACUACACAUAUGUAAAUACCAUAUUUUUGAUAAAAAUGUGUAAAUAGAUUUAUCAAUGAUGAGUGGACAAGUGGCCAAUUAUCUACCACAUACCAACUGUUUAUAGGACACACACAAAAUAUAAUAACUGUAUUCUGUGAAUACCAUUUUCAUAUCAAAUACCAUAUUUAAAUGUCCACCAACAUGAUUUCUGAGUGAUAAACCUCAAAUAUGAAUUUAAAACCGGUGAAAUAAUGGAAAUAUUGAGGUCAUGUACUGAAUUGUGAUUAAUUUAAAAUAACGAAUUCAGACCUAAUCAUUGUUGUGACAAAUUGUAGCAGAAACAAGCUAACCUGAGUUUGUGGCUGUGACUUGCCAUGUGGCAAUUUGAACAGAAUGAAAGCAUGCUUUUGAUUUUUUUUUAACCAAUGAGAGAAAUCAUCCUUCUCAAUGCAAAGAACCCCCCCUCCCAAUAGCAUUAAACAGUGUCCUUUAGAAUCUAAUUUUGUUUUUCAAUGGAUUGCUUUAAGAAGAAUGAGUAGAGAAACCAGUAGUUAAUUCUAGGUCAUGUUUUAUGUAAGGCUACUGGGGACAAACAGUCAUACUCUAAGGACUAGACUCGUUAAGCUUCUUAAUUAGCUCCAGGUUCUUAAACUAACAGAGAUAAAAACCUAAGCAUGCCACAGAGCUAUUGAAUUCUCAGUAAGCACCUGCCCUGUGAUGAGUUUUCAGUGAAGCUUUUUCUCUGUGCUGAUGAGAUUCAUGCUACCUAAAACUUAACAGAAAUGACACUGUGAACAAUGUAGUUGGGAAAUGAGUAUGUGUAUAUGCAUUAUUUAUAUUCACUCUUCACCUGGGCAUGGGGAGCAGCUCUGGUUCACAAUGCUACUAUAUACAGCGAAUUUUUGUCUGGUUUUACUAGAACUGCUUUGAUGGCAAAAGGGGAGGGUGGUGGGUGGGAAAGGCAAUGUCAGGGCAAGUGCCCUGAUAAAAUGAAGGCAGGGAAACAAGCUGAAUUACUUGAAGUUACUUGAAUUUUCUUGUCUUAAAACUGAAAAAAAAAAGUAUAGUAACAAGUUGAAAUCUGCAAGUGGUUCUCACACCUCUGAUUUUAACAUGAACUGAUACUAAUGUUUGAAAUCAUAUGUCAGAAAUAUAAGCACCUAUGUACUUAGAAUAGGUUUUGAAUGGGAGCAGUAGAAAUUAGAACUAAGGAGGGAUACGAUCUGUGAAAGACAAUGACAGAACACACCAGGGUUACCAAGCAAAUGAUAAGCAGCUGGCUUUAUGCUUAUGCAAGUGGUAUUUGAGAAAGUAAGAUGUAUGAAAGGAUUUACUCAUGGUAAAUGAAGGAGAAAGUAUGGUCUAAGAAGACACUGUCUUUCAAUAGAAAUUCGUUAUAAUAUUUACAGAUUAAGAAUUAAAGAAUCUGUUGUUGGUGUUUUGUUUGUUUGGGGGGAAAUGUCUGACUUCUUCUAUUAUUUGUUUUUACUGCCAAAUUGUGUUAGUUAAUUUCUUGUCAUUCUUGUAUGUAAAAUGGGUGUUGGGGGUGGAGGGAUAGAGGAGAAGACUGAGAACUGGGAGAGAGAAUGAGAGAGAGAGAGAGAGAGAGAGAGAGAGAGUAAGAGAGAGAGAGCGCGCGCAAGUGUGUGCUGGGGAUAGAUAAACUACCUGGUAAAGGGUUUGAACAUAUACAAAGUGUUACAAUUUUGUUAAAAGAAAAUGUUGGGGAUUGAAAGAAAUUUGACCACCAUUUACCAUUGGAACAUGUAACUCAUUACAAAACAAAAAACAAAAACAAGCAACACAUACACAUACACACACACACAACCAGCAUGGUUUGACAUCAUCUGGGGUCAUGAACAAAUCUGUCUCAUGCUUUGAAAAGUACACUCCACAAAAUUUUAAAAAUAAAAGUUUUUAGACAAAUGUGAUAAGGAACCAUCAUUUUCAGUCACAAUAGGUGAUCAUUUGUAAUUUUCAUAAAAGCAGUUCGUUUGCAGUAUGGCUUUUGUGUAGAUAGGGGGUUUUUUAGUGUGAAGAAAGGUAUAUGGGUUUUAAAAGUGAUUCUAAAUCUUGAAUAGAAGAACAUAAAUUGGCUUUAAUAAAAAUGUCACCUUUUAUUAUUGACAUUAAUUUAAGUAAUCAUAUCAUAUAUUUUUAAAAUACAUAUUUGACUUGAAUAGUGAGGCAAUAAGGUACCGUCGAUGUGAUGAUCACAGAACCACCCUUAUAAUAUAGUUUUACUUAUUUUGUUUACUCUAAAAAUCUAUAUCAGAGUUUCUCUAUUUUGUAUUUCAUAGAUUUAAAGAAAUCCCAAAUAAAGACGGAUUUUAGAUUCACUGUGGACAAGAAUAUUGAAUAAGAAAGUUUUAAAAGCAAGCAAAUCCUUUAAAAUUAGUCUUCACAGCUUUAUAAUAUACUAAACAAGACCAAGAUGUAGGUCUGUCUUUAACAUCACUGUCAUCUUGAAGCAGGGUACACACAUUAGGUAUUGUUUAAAAAAAUAAAAACAAACAAACAGACAAAGAACAAAACCAAUCGAAACUUCUUCUGUUGUUUGCACUGAUGCUAUUUUUUCUUCUGUGUUUAUCCAACACGUUUAUGUUGCGUGAGGGAAUUCUGUUUUACUUUCUUGCUUUUCUGGUGAUUCUGGUUUGAUUUUACUUGUUUUGGUUUUGGCUCAGUAGAGGACAUGGACUAGUAGCAAACAAAAUACACCGUUUGCUCUUGCCAGUGAGUACAAUCUCUUUAGUGGUGGAUGCUGAGAGGAUAAGACACUAACAAAGCUUGAAUUCUGAAGGUUAUGGUGUAACUCUUUUGGUACUAGAACCAGUUCGUGCUGGCCGAAAAGACAAUGGUUUUUGGACUUGCAUCCAUUUUGUAUUUUUGUAACAUUUGUAAAUAUGAACUUUUUAAAUUGUUGCAAAGAUGGUUUCUUUUGUAAAAUGUUUUCAACGUUUACAUUCAAUCCAAGCCUUUGUAUAUUUUAGAGCUGUGCAACACUUUAAGUCUUGUAUUUAUUUUUAGUAAAAACGGUGACAGUUUCAUUGUGAACCCCUCUCAAAAAAUGUAUCAGAACAGUUUGAUUCCCUAGAAAGUGUGUAUAGAGACUGCAAAUAAACGUGAC